AUAUAAUUUUAAAAAAGAGUACAGUAGAUGUGUUGUUGUAAUAAUGACAAAGCCAUUAAAUUGUGCAACUGCACCUUGGGUCAGCCUCCGUGUGUUGUUCAUGUAUAUAUUGAUUUGGUGCUCUCAAUAGGGACUAGCUCUUAAAUAUAGUACCUAUUUUGUGGGUAAAUUUUACGACUUAGCAACAACAUUUCCUCUUCCUUAUAAAUACAUAGAGGCCAGAAUUAAUUAUAUGGUAUGGCGUAUGCGAUGGAAGACGACGAAGAUAUUUUUCACUCUCCAGAAAAAAUAAUGGAAGAGAGAGAUGAUGAAGACGAAAAGAAGAAGCUUCAGCUUAUGCGAGCCAACCCCUCCUGCAAGGAUGUAGAUGAGCCAACUCUGAGAAGGUUUCUUCGCGCUCGAGAUCUCGACGUGGAGAAAGCAUCUGCAAUGCUAGUCAAGUGCUUAACCUGGAGACGAACCUUUGUUCCCAAGGGUUUCGUUUCAGAAUCGGAGGUGCCAAAUGAGAUAGCUCAGAACAAGAUGUUUCUACAAGGAACAGACAAGAAAGGGCACCCCAUUUCCGUUGUCUUCGGUUCUAGACAUUUCUCCAGGAAAGGAGGCCUCGAUGAAUUCAGGCGUUUCUUGGUGUUUGCCCUUGAUAAACUGUGUCAAAGGAUUCCUGAUGAAGUGGAAAAGUUCACAAUCAUCGGAGAUCUGCAAGGAUAUGGAUACUGUAACAGCGACUUGCGUGCAAACCUUGCAGCAAUCACCAUUUUACAGGAAUACUAUCCAGAAAGGCUAGGAAAGCUGUUCAUUGUUCACGCACCAUAUAUAUUUAUGACAAUGUGGAAGAUUAUCUACCCAUUUAUCGACAAAAAAACAAGGAAGAAGGUCGUCUUUGUGGAAGAUAAAAGACUGCAUGAGACGCUGCUGGAGGACAUAGACAAAAGCCAGCUGCCGGAGAUCUAUGGAGGCAAACUGCAGCUAGUUCCAAUUCAAAAUGCCUAGUUGAUCACGAGGCAUCUCAGAGAUCAAACUACCUUUGGAUGUCAUUUUCCAGCUUCCUUUGCUAGUCCAGAAACAAGAAAGUAGCAAGCAUAUGUCGAAUGAUAUUGUAAAGCAAGUAAUCUGCAUUAUAUGCACAACUAUUACUAUA
This is a messenger RNA of Salvia miltiorrhiza (redroot sage), 1138 nucleotides long. RefSeq lists its product as uncharacterized. The record is from RefSeq and is a predicted model, not a curated record. Bases 238 to 990 code for a protein of 250 amino acids. The transcript has 6 exons. Lineage: Eukaryota; Viridiplantae; Streptophyta; Magnoliopsida; Lamiales; Lamiaceae.